Messenger RNA from Cygnus atratus (black swan), 2080 nucleotides. It is a transcript of the gene TRMT10A, whose product is annotated as tRNA methyltransferase 10A. Gene Ontology annotation, cellular component: nucleoplasm; cytosol; nucleus. Gene Ontology annotation, biological process: tRNA N1-guanine methylation. Bases 200 to 1153 code for a protein of 317 amino acids. The transcript has 8 exons. The record is from RefSeq and is a predicted model, not a curated record. Lineage: Eukaryota; Metazoa; Chordata; Aves; Anseriformes; Anatidae. Gene Ontology annotation, molecular function: tRNA binding.
UUGCCCGCCGGGAUUUGAAGGCGCGGCGAGGGGCGACGGCGUGCGCAUGCGCGGGGGAGGCAGCCGCUCCUUCCCCCGCCCCUCCCUCCAUGGACGUCGCGCGUGGGGCGGCUCGCGGAAUUGGCGAAAGAAAAUCUUGCUUCUUAUGAAAUACCCAUCACGUUUUAAGAUACAAGUCAGUAAACCCAACCAAUAGCUAAUGUCAUCAGAAACGCCAGCAGAAAGUCCAGAGGUGCCAACAGAAAACACCAUGCCCCCUGACAUUUCUGUUGUGGAAGGAAAGGUGAAGUCUAGUGAUGGUCAAAUAGACAGACAGGUGGAAGGCUCAGAUGAGGUAGAAUGUCCCGAGUCCCUGUCCAAGAGGCAAAGGAAGAAACUACUGAAGCAGAAACAGUGGGAAGAACAGAAGGAUCUACGUAGGCAGAAACGAAAAGAAAAACGCCAGAAGAGAAAAUUAGAACGUCAGUCAAAAUUGGACUCCAAUAAUGAAGGGAGUGGCAGAAAGCGUAUGCGAAGGGAAGUUGUUCCCAGUACGCUUCGCCUCAUUGUGGACUGCAGCUUCGAUGACUUAAUGGUGCUCAAGGAUGUUAAGAAGCUUCACAAGCAAAUUCAGAGAUGUUACGCAGAAAACCGCAAAGCAUUCCAUCCUGUGCAGUUUUACUUGACGAGCCAUGGCGGACAGCUGAAGAGCAACAUGAAUGAAAACGACAAAGGAUGGGUGAACUGGAAGGAUAUCCAAAUUAGAACAGAGCAUUACAGUGAGCUAAUAAAGAAAGAAGACCUAGUAUAUCUUACCUCAGAUUCCCCAGAUGUUCUCAGCGAGCUUGAUGAGAAGAAAGCAUAUGUGAUUGGAGGACUGGUGGAUCACAAUCACCACAAGGGAAUUACUUACAGAAAAGCUGUAGAGCAGGGAAUUGGUCAUGCACAGCUCCCCCUUGGAAACUUUGUGAAGAUGAACAGUCGGAAAGUGUUAGCAGUCAAUCAUGUGUUUGAAAUCAUCCUUGCGUACCUGGAGAAGAGAGACUGGAAGGAGGCCUUUUUCAGCGUCUUGCCACAGCGGAAAGGCGCUGUUCCUCUGGGAGAAGCCAACGAUUCAUCCACACAUGCCCUGUCUGAAAAAGAAGGUGAAGACAAUGACUCCGACAGCAACUAGCCUUCAGAGUGAGAAGAUGGGAAAGAUGAGACAUGCAGUUCACGGGAUGACGCUGGGACGUGAAGUAGUUAAGCUCUGAAGAUCAUCUGCUGCCCUUGCGAUACUGAAUUGUCUCAAUGCUCAGUAGUUGGCUUAGAGCUGUUCCUGGACAGAAAGGGUAAAGACACGUGCAGUUCUUACCCUGAAACUUCCAUAUUAAGAGCUUUUAAAAAAAUAAAUGAAUGGCAAAUGCAGAAUUUAUUUCGUUUCCCAAGGAAGCUUAUUUUAUUUAUUUUCAUUUUACGGUUUGUUUGUUUUUUUUUUUUUUUAUACUUACAAAGUUGGGUGUAUUACCCAAAAGAACAAGUAGUUACUAUUUUAAUGUGUGUACUCUUCAUAUCAAUUCUAAGGUUUCUUAAAAGCAGUGCAUGACAAAUAUUCCUGUGACCUCAAAACCUGUACCACUAGUGCCUGUUGCAAAGUGUGCAUGAAUGUUUAAAAAAAAAAAAAAAAAGUUCUAAGUUUCCUGAGCAUCUCAACAGAUGGUAACAAGCAACUGAGCUGCCUUUGUCUGCCGGGCCGCUCUCACUUAUACAUCUGCAUCUAGUUAGUUGGGGUCAGAAGAUGAAACACAAGUUGGGGGUUAAGCCAGUGGUUAAUGCUUCAGUUUGAGUGGGAUGGAUGUCUGCACAAGUGCAAAUCAUGCACCUUGCUUGGUACCUGGUGUGUGGUGAGUUGAGGUGAUGCAAUCACUUUUGAUGAUUUAUUGAUCACCUUAGCAAAAUUUAACCUGCAGUGUCAGAAUAUACCAGGAGGCAGGAACUUCUAGUUACAAGUCCUUGCUCUUCAGCUUCAGUAUACCUGUUCUGUCCCAUGAUCAUGUAUUAACUGGAGUGUCUGUCAAAUACUUUUUCUUUAAAAAAAAUAAAAAGUCAUAGUUUGUCUUAA